Haplochromis burtoni (Burton's mouthbrooder) is the source of this 2087-nucleotide messenger RNA. Its product is annotated as laminin subunit beta-1. Gene Ontology annotation, molecular function: integrin binding; extracellular matrix structural constituent. The coding region runs from base 192 to 1496 and encodes 434 amino acids. The transcript has 9 exons. The record is from RefSeq and is a predicted model, not a curated record. Gene Ontology annotation, cellular component: laminin trimer. NCBI's taxonomy places the organism in Eukaryota, Metazoa, Chordata, Actinopteri, Cichliformes, Cichlidae. Gene Ontology annotation, biological process: substrate adhesion-dependent cell spreading; cell migration; basement membrane assembly.
AUCACUUUAUUCUGCUCCAACAGUUUGAACUCUUUAGUUCUUGGUGUUUUUCUCGCUGUGAGCACAACCACGUUACUCGGGCCGGAUGUUUUAAUUUGAAAGUCAGCCGGUCUGUUCGGAGGAGGAGUUUGAGGGGAGCUAAGGAGGUCCGAGGAGGUCCGGGGGGUCUUCAGACUGUGAGGAUUUGCAGCAUGUUUCAGCUUCAGCUCGCGCUGCUGCUCGGUCUGCAGGUGUUUACCUGUGCUCAGGAGGGUGGGGCCGCGGACGACAUCAGCCAACCCGAGCUCAGUGAUGUGUGCACUGAAGGCAGCUGUUACCCAGCAACAGGAGACCUUCUGAUUGGCCGAGCCCAUCAGUUGUCAUCCACCUCCACCUGUGGAAUGAACCGACCCGAACCAUUCUGUAUCGUCAGCCACCUGCAGGAGGAGAAGAAGUGCUUUGUGUGCGACUCGUCAGAGCCCUACAACGAGCUGGCCAAUCGCACCGACAGCCAUCGCAUCGAGAACGUCGUCACUACGUUUGCCCCGAACAGACUGAAGACCUGGUGGCAGACUGAGAAUGGUGUGGAGAACGUCACCAUCCAGCUCAACCUCGAGGCUGAGUUUCACUUCACGCAUCUCAUCAUGACCUUCAAGACCUUUCGACCUGCUGCCAUGGUGAUUGAGCGGUCAGCUGACUUCGGGAAGACGUGGCAGGUUUACCGUUACUUUGCUUACGACUGCGAGUCGUCCUUCCCGUCCGUUUACCGGGGUCCAAUGAGAAAGGUUGACGAUGUCAUCUGUGACUCGCGUUACUCUGACAUUGAGCCAUCCACUGAAGGAGAGGUGAUUUUCAGAGUUUUGGAUCCAGCAUUCAGGAUCGAUGACCCCUACAGUCCCCGAAUCCAGAACAUGCUGAAAAUCACCAACUUGAGGGUGAAGUUCACCAAACUGCACACGCUUGGAGACAACCUUCUGGACUCUCGUAUGGAGAUCAAAGAGAAGUACUACUACGCCAUCUAUGACAUGGUGGUCCGAGGAAACUGCUUCUGCUACGGACAUGCCUCUGAGUGCGCCCCCGUCGAGGGAGCUGGGCAGAUAACAGAGGGCAUGGUUCAUGGUCACUGCUUAUGUAACCACAACACUAAAGGUCUGAACUGUGAACAGUGCCAGGACUUCUACCACGACCUCCCCUGGAGACCCGCAGAGGGACGCAACACCAACGCCUGCAAGAAGUGUAACUGUAACCAGCACUCGGACUCGUGUCACUUUGACGGGGCAGUCUUUGCGGCUUCGGGAAACGUGAGCGGAGGAGUUUGUGACAACUGUGAGCACAACACAGCUGGAAACAACUGUGAGCAGUGCAAACCGUUUUACUACCAGCAUCCAGAGAGUGACAUCAGAGACGCCAACAUCUGCCAGCGUGAGUUCAUGGCCACUUUGACUCUAACAAACCGGUGGAGGGCCAACAGAUCACUGCCUGCAGCUCCACCAAUUAUUCUAAGGGUGUUUUUUUAGUGUCAGAGUUUGUAAACCGUCGUUAUUUUACUGGUGCCAGGCUAAAAGUUAAAAGCAUCUACCCAAAACUUCCAUCGAUGUUGUUUUUUAUGGCUCUUUUGAUCAUCUUCUUUGUUCUUUGAGGACUUUUUGUCCUCAAUGUUUGCUUUCACAUCAACAAAGAAUUGUUGGCUGUGUUCUGAGGAAGCUCACGUUUCAUGAUGACACAGGCAGACGCGGAUAGGAGGUUGUUUUGUCAACAGGAAGUAGAUUAAAGGCUGGAUCUCAGACUAAACAUGGAGGUAGGUUUUUGAUGUGACACAUGAAGGUUUGUGGUUUCCCUCAGGCUCAGACCUGCCCUCCUCACAGAGGAUCAAGUCAACUUAGCUCGCACAUCCCUCUCUGAGGGCUGAAUAAUCAGCACCUUCUGUUAUUACUGCCACUGCAUUUCUUUAAUUAAAGUAGCAAAGGAUUGUGGGUGAUGUGACUUUAACGUUGUAGAGAGGCGGAGUUAAAAUGUGCUCCAGAGAUCAAAGAUGGAGGCGGGAGUUUAAUUUCCAGGACAAAAACGAUUCUUCUUUUGGGUCAAAGUCAGAAACGUUCACGGUUUUG